AUGGUGGAGAAAGCAUGGGUACAUCUUAGCAGAGCGGAUCCUGCUUAUGAAAGUGGGGCUCGACAUUUUGUACAAUCUGUGGCUGCUGCAUUAGGAGACUGCAGUGAUCUGAUGAUAUGUCCGUGUAUUGAUUGUCGAAAUAUAGUUCGUCAAUCAGGUAGAGUUGUAGUAGAGCAUCUUGUCACAAGGGGAAUGGAUGAGGCUUAUAAGAUUUCUAGGGAUUGGUAUCAUCAUGGGGAAGUUAUUUCAGAGUCUGAAAGUGAAACCAACUUCAAUCAUCAAUGGAAUGAUGAGAUUUUUGGAUUGUAUAGAGCUGUUGAGUAUUUCGAAGAAGAGAAUGAUAUUAAGGAUUACUUCUGUGAGGAUGACGAUGGUGAAGAUAAGAGGGAAGAUGAAUUCUAUGCAAAGCUAGCAGAUGCUGCAACUCCUUUAUACCCAAACUGUGUAGCCGAUAGCAAGCUGUCAGCCAUUGUCAAACUGUUUAGAUUGAAGACCCAAAAUGGCUGGUCCGACAAGAGCUUUAAUGAUCUGCUAGAGACAUUAAAGGAGAUGUUGCCCAAGGAUAAUGUGCUUCACACGUCAUUGUAUGAUGUGAAAAAGUUUUUCAAAUCUUUUGAUAUGGGUUAUCAAAAGAUACAUGCUUGCGUAAAUGAUUGUUGUCUGUAUAAAAAGAAGUACAAGACCUUAGAUAGUUGUCCAAAAUGCAAGGCUUCAAGGUGGAAGACUAAUACCCAAACUGGUGAGGUCAAGAUAGGUAUUCCAGAAAAAGUACUACGGUAUUUUCCGAUAAUUCCCCGGUUGAAAAGGAUGUUCAGGUCUGAGGAGAUGGCUAAAGAAUUAAGAUGGCAUUUCACUAACAAGAGCAGUGAUGGAAAACUGCGUCACCCGGUAGAUUCUGCGACUUGGGAUCAAAUGAACCACAAAUACCCAUCCUUUGCAGCAGAAGAGAGGAAUCUGAGGCUUGGACUUUCCACUGAUGGAUUCAAUCUGUUUGACGUGAACAAUAGUACUUAUAGUUGCUGGCCUGUGCUGUUGGUAAAUUAUAAUUUGCCUCCUAACCUAUGCAUGAAGGAGGAUAAUAUCUUACUCACGUUGCUUAUCCCUGGUCCACAUCAGCCUGGUAAUAGUAUUGAUGUUUAUUUAGAGCCCCUCAUAGAGGAUCUAAACCAUCUGUGGAACAAUGGAGAGUUAGCAUAUGAUGCUUACAGUAAAACUAGUUUUACUCUUAAGGCGAUGCUUCUCUGGACUAUUAGUGACUUUCCUGCCUUUGGAAAUCUAGCAGGCUGCAAAGACCUCCCGGUAAGGCAUAAUUUGGAUGUAAUGCAUGUAGAGAGAAAUGUGGCAGCAAGCAUUGUCUCCACAUUAUUGCAUUGUGGGAAAUCUAAAGAUGGUCUUCAAGCUCGCAAGGACCUACAGGAUCUUGGUAUUAGGAAAGAUUUGCACCCGACUAUCUAA
Messenger RNA from Eutrema salsugineum, 1455 nucleotides. RefSeq lists its product as uncharacterized. The record is from RefSeq and is a predicted model, not a curated record. The transcript has 3 exons. Lineage: Eukaryota; Viridiplantae; Streptophyta; Magnoliopsida; Brassicales; Brassicaceae. Bases 1 to 1455 code for a protein of 484 amino acids.